Synchytrium microbalum is the source of this 441-nucleotide messenger RNA. RefSeq lists its product as uncharacterized. Gene Ontology annotation, molecular function: structural constituent of ribosome; small ribosomal subunit rRNA binding. The record is from RefSeq and is a predicted model, not a curated record. NCBI's taxonomy places the organism in Eukaryota, Fungi, Chytridiomycota, Chytridiomycetes, Synchytriales, Synchytriaceae. Gene Ontology annotation, biological process: mitochondrial translation. The coding region runs from base 1 to 441 and encodes 146 amino acids. The transcript has 3 exons. Gene Ontology annotation, cellular component: mitochondrial small ribosomal subunit; ribosome.
AUGUCGCGAAUAAUCCAACUACCGCACAUGCUGCCCAGCAUAUGGCACCACACAAUACACUCUAGUGCAGCAAGGAGUUCAUUGCCAAGACUGUAUGCUACCAAAGCUGGAGCAUCCUUCCAAGUCCCAUCCAAACCCACAUUCGGAGCCUUCAACCGUCUCUUUUCUCCUGGCGAGACAUACGAGCCCGCCGACCUGAACGCAUCGCACAUCGAAUCCCUCAAACAGCGCACAUCCACACCACCAGACUAUUUCGCAAUCACGGGUAAAAACCCACUGGAUUGCUACAAGGACGUACAGUUGCUGUCGAAUUUCGUUACCGCGAUGGGCCAUAUCGCGCCGAGGUACAAGACGGGGCUGUCGAUUACGAAUCAGAGGAGGGUCGCGGUGGCGAUUAGGAGGGCGAGGGCGUUGGGGUUGAUGGCUUAUACUCGUAAAUAG